AUGCCCCUGAUUGUAGGAUUACUGGCAAAUACCGUUCCUGCUGCAUUCUGGGUUCACUUUGAGCUUUUCUCGAGACCACAAUUGCUCGAAGAGAUACGCGAAGAGGUAGAGCAGAACACCCUCAAGACCGCACCCGACGGUACGCAUAUCAUUUAUGUGCGGUACUUUCGCGAUUGCCCACUUCUCCUCUCGGUGUACCAAGAAGUCCUCCGGACAAGGUCAACAAUGGUGGCCGUCCGGUUCGUGACACAGGAUGUUGUCCUCGCGGACAAAUAUUUUCUCCGUUCUGGAACCAUGCUCUUCAUGCCAGUGAAGGAAUUGGGCCGAGAUCAGAGCGCUUGGGGAAAUUCGGCUGACGAGUUCAACGAACGAAGGUUCAUGAGAUCCACUACAACAACCGGGAAUAAUGGUGGCAAGAAAAAGGAGCCCCGGCGCACCGGCGCGUUUAUGGCAUUCGGUGUUUCUCCCUCAAUCUGCCCAGGGCGCCACUUUGCCACUAGUGAGAUCUUGGCACUAGUAGCCAUGACUGCCUUACGAUACGAUGUUACUUCGGUCGAUAGGCUCUGGAAUGCGCCACCGAAAGUAAAUUCGGCAACCAUAUCCAACAUGUGUCCGGUUGAGGGAAUGUUCCCCGUGACCGUGAAAAAGAGACAGAAGUAUGAUGGGAAGUCGUGGCAGUUCGAAGUUACUGAAGGUAAAGGGCAGUUCAAUUUGGCUGUGGGUUAG
This is a messenger RNA of Penicillium roqueforti, 726 nucleotides long. RefSeq lists its product as uncharacterized. The transcript has a single exon. Gene Ontology annotation, molecular function: oxidoreductase activity, acting on paired donors, with incorporation or reduction of molecular oxygen; heme binding; iron ion binding. The record is from RefSeq and is a predicted model, not a curated record. NCBI's taxonomy places the organism in Eukaryota, Fungi, Ascomycota, Eurotiomycetes, Eurotiales, Aspergillaceae. Bases 1 to 726 code for a protein of 241 amino acids.